GCAGUCUCCUUCAGCUACCUUAGAUUUCACCCCCACCCCUCAGCUUAUAGUACAAUCUUGUCAUUUCCAGCUUGCAAAGGGAGAGGAAGAGAGAGAAGGGAGAGAGUGUGUGUGUAUGACAGAGAAGGGAGGGAGGGAGAUGUUUUGAGCUGGUUUGCAGGGAGAGAGGUUGGCCUGAAUGCGAUCUGUCUGUGCUUCAGAGGCAUCCAGAUAUGUGUCACAAAGAUGUCCACACGCGGCUGCCAGGGAACAGACUCGGUCAUCAAGCCCCUGGACACCAUCCCUGAGGACAAGAAGGUGAGAGUUCAGCGCACGCAGAGCGGCUUCGACCCGUUUGAGAAGCCUGCCAGCCAGGUGAAGAGGGUCCACUCGGAAAACAAUGCCUGCAUUACCGCCAAGAGCUCGUCUACUGGGAAAGAGUCGCCCAAACUGCGCAGGCACUCCAGCCCAAGUUCUCCCACAAGCCCCAAGUUUGGAAAGGCAGACUCAUAUGAGAAGCUGGAGAAGCUGGGCGAGGGCUCAUAUGCAACAGUUUACAAGGGAAAGAGCAAGGUGAACGGGAAGCUGGUGGCUCUGAAAGUGAUCCGUCUGCAGGAGGAGGAAGGAACACCCUUCACAGCCAUAAGGGAGGCGUCUCUUCUGAAAGGACUGAAGCAUGCCAACAUCGUGCUCCUCCAUGACAUCAUCCACACCAAGGAAACCCUGACUCUGGUGUUUGAGUAUGUGCACACAGACCUGUGUCAGUACAUGGACAAACACCCAGGCGGUCUCCACCCAGACAACGUGAAGCUCUUCCUGUUCCAGUUGUUGAGAGGCCUGUCCUACAUUCACCAGAGGUACAUCCUUCACCGCGACCUGAAACCACAGAACCUGCUCAUCAGCGACACAGGAGAGCUAAAACUCGCCGACUUCGGCCUUGCCAGGGCCAAGUCAGUCCCCAGUCACACCUACUCCAAUGAGGUGGUGACCCUGUGGUACCGGCCUCCAGAUGUCCUGCUGGGAUCCACUGACUACUCCACCUGCUUGGACAUGUGGGGAGUGGGCUGCAUUUUCAUCGAGAUGAUCCAGGGAGUGGCUGCCUUUCCUGGAAUGAAGGACAUUCAGGACCAACUGGAGAGGAUAUUCCUGGUUCUUGGAACUCCGUCUGAGGAAACAUGGCCUGGCGUUAACUCCCUGCCUCACUUUAAAGCAGAACGCUUUACAGUGUACAGCGCCAAGAAACUUCGACAAGCGUGGAAUAAGUUGGGCUACGUGGACCACGCUGAGGAGUUGGCCUCCAGGUUCCUCCAGUGCUUCCCAAAGAACCGGCUGUCAGCGCAGGCGGCCCUCAACCAUGAAUACUUCAGCAACCUUCCUCCACGGCUCUGGGAGCUGCAGGACAUGUCUUCUAUCUUCACUGUACCAAAUGUCAAGCUGCAGACAGAGAGCGGGGACAGCAUACAGGUGUGCGCACGGAAGAACAGCCACGGAAAGGCAUCAUCUGGCAGCAAGCACUGACCUGUGGCAGCAUCCUGCACAUGACUGCCUGACGGGUGGCUGCUGUGAAAAAAAGAAAAGGUGAAGAUGAAGAUGGUGACAUCGAGAAGACCCCCAGCUCUCUAUUUAUUACCUUCACAAAAUGUAUGCGAGUGUGCGUAUGUGCGUGUGUGUAUGUGUGAUGUAUGCAUGCAUCAGAAGGUGAGUGAAAAGGUGUGCAUUUUGAAUGGUACCUAAGAUUUCAAACUAUUAUUUGCAAGUUUUGUUUACUUUUUAUAAGGUUCCAAUAACUCAUAUAUAAUUGUCACAGUAGAAGCAAAAGAACUUUACUAUCGCUACAUAUUGUGUUUUGUGUUUGUAACUAGCCUCCUAUUUAAGAAUGUAUAUUUGUAUGUAUGAUGUAAUCAUCUAGAAACUAUAUAAAGGACAGUUUUAUUAUUAUUGCUUGUUACCACUGAACGGCUCUCACCAGGGAAGCUCUCCCUGUAGACACACACAUUCAGGAGGCUCAGUCCAAUCACGCUGAAGACCACAGGAAGUCCUUAGGAUUCUGAUUCAUUUCUGUCCAGUUCAGCUCUGAUUUGUGGACUUUUAGAGGGAAAAAAAACAAUAAACAUGAUGACGAUGAUGAUGAGAGCUUUAAAGUGACGCAACUCAUUCCUUGGCAGCCAUGUUGGAGGUCCUUCAUUCUUCAUAUUUCAGAUCGAGACCAGUCGCUGUAAAAUGUACCCGUUUCCUGGUGAUGUUAUGAAUCACUUUUGUCUUUGUGGUUAAUAUUUCUGAAAGAAAAACUCUUUUUCAAAGGUUGCCGGGAGUUAAGGAGACAGUAGCAGCUAUAAAAAAAGGGAAUUAUCCUAAAACAUUUAGCUUUGCUGUUUUAUUUUAUUUUAUUUUAUGUUUUUUUUUUUUGCUCUACAUUAUGCAUGUCAAUAUAAAAUUGAAAAAGACCUGGCUAGUUUCUUUAAGGAAGCUGAUAAAGCUGCCCAACUCUUCCAAAUAAAAGAACAUAAAAAACAUGUGGUCUCAUGUACAAAGAGUUGCACGGAUUUCCUGCUGAACCAAAACCAGAGGACCCCAGUAUUUACAGGGGUUAGGGACCACACCUGCUCACAAAUAGAUGAAAUCUGUAAAUAAUUGAGAGUCUUUCUGAAAAGCCUUAUAUCUGCCUAUUUUUAUCAUUCAAACACCAAAUAUAUCUUAACGUGCAUUUAUACACAGUGGAAACCAUCUUAGUUCUAACGCAGAAGCUGUCAACAAUAAUCUUACUUAUCUUUACUCUUUGGCAUAAUUGGGAAAAUAAAUGGCACUCCUGGAUUGGCUGGUUCACAAAUGCUAGCCAAUAGUGUGUCAGGUAGCAUUGAACCAAGUUAUUUUAACUUCCUAAUCUGUUUUUUUUUUUUAUUAUUGUUAUUAUUAUUAUUAUUAUUAUUAGAUAGUCUCUAUGGAAAAAUAUGUGAAUACUUCCAAAGAAAAAUCCAGAAUUUAGUGAAUACACAAGUGCAAAUAGCUGGGAGUCCACUGUUGCUAACCAUUUACCCUGCAGGUGGAAUUAUCAGAAACUAUUUCUUUAUUGAAAAACGGGUAUUUGGAGAUUCUCCUUAAUAAGAUAGAUGCACAAAAAAGCACAGAUUGGACAAGUAUUGAUAGUAAUGAUUAAAAGGUUGAUUUGCAAAACCUGUUAAAAUUGAAUACCUGUUACAGUAACGGUAUCACACAUUGUUAUUGUAAAUGAAGGAAGGAAAGGUUGAAGCUGACACAAUAGCCGUAAACACAAGAGGCACUCGGAGAUGUAGGGACAUGAAAUAACAAGACAAGGAUUAGUUUGGAUAAAUGUCUCUGCUAAAGCUUAAACAUGAUGUAUUUUAAAAAUCAUCAUUCUGUCCUCACUCUGUCUCUCUGAUAGGCUAAACUCAUGGCAUAAUUUAGAUUUCUAAGUAUGUAUUGGCAGUCUGAAGGAAGCUCAGAAGAAUCCAUGUCAAGGCUCCAACGGGGGCAGCCUGAUGAUGGGGAGCCAGAAAACAGCCUUAUCAUGAGAAAGAACAGGGUACCUCCAUUUUGGGUUAAAUGUUAAGUUUCUUGGAACCAGCUGUGAUUUCGGCUGUGGUUCCCUCAGCCUCGUCUCUGUUGACUGGAAAAGACAAUCAGCGGCUCACUCUCUGAGCAGAUAGCAGGCAGGUUGUUGGAUGUUUGGCUUGUCCUCUCCUGGAAUUCAGAACUACAAGCAACUCCAAAAUCCUUCUACAAGAUUUAAGUAAAACUGGAUUGAACUACUCUUAGACGAAAAACAAGUUGCCCUUUUGACAUGCAUUUAAAUUUUCAUGUUUUCAGCUUUUAAUCCUAACAAUUUAAAAGUUAUUGCUUUUUGACAAUAUCAAGAAGGCAGCCUAUGGAAGUAAAAGAUGAUUUAGUUUAAUCUAAUGUGACCUGAUGGUGUUUUUUAAACAGUUUAUAGUAGUUUUUACAUCUGUACAUAGAUACAGAUAUAUCUGUACAUAGAUACAGAUGUAUCUGUAUCUAUGUACAGUUUUUGUGAGUUUGUAGGAUGUUCUGAUGUUUCAUUUAACCUUUAAACAAAUAAAGUAAUCACUCAGUCAAAUCGCUGAUGAUGCAACAAAUACAAAAUGUUUGGUGCGCAGAGGCUUAAUGAGCAUAAUAUUAAAGUAAGAAACUGAAAUGUCCCAAUAUUAUAUUCACACUGUGCUGUUUACCAUAGCCUUUAAAAAUAAUAAUAAUAAUAAUAAAUAAUAAUAAUAAUAAAUAAUAAUAACAAUAAUAAUAAUAAUAAUAAUAAUAAUAACAGUGGAGUUCAAGGUACUUCCUACAGCACGCUUUCUCACCAACAGCCUAUCAUCUAUAGAAACUCCCACAGCAGCCAUGAUGUUUCCACUGUCAUGGUCAAAUAUUGAUGCUUCUCUAUUUAAUUUAUAGACAAUCAUCUGCACCCUUUGAACAUGAGGCUCCUGCAGUCUAAUAUUUCUAAAUGGGACGCUAUCAUUGGGUUGGGCAGCGUCAGUGGACCUCCAUGAUGGAACCAGAUCUUGAUGUUGCAACCUGAAAGCUUCUCCUGAUCAAUCUGUGUUGAACCUAUUGAUGAUGAAGGGACAGCGUAAAGUGCUGUUAGAUGCAAUACUCCAAUGGACCACAACGGCUCUGGUGGAAACAUAGGUUUGAGCUUAACAAACAUGGGCAAUAUAAGUGUCAGUGCUUCCAUCUGAGAAUACGAGCUAAUGUACAUAAAGACAAAGCAGCAAGGCAAUAGGCUGAAAAGCUUCACUGUAUGUUUUGAUCCAGUUCUGAAAAAUCCAUCUUCCAAGUUUUCUGACAUGCCAAAAAAUUUGAUCGAUCCAUAUUGAUUCCUAUAUCAGUUUAUUCCUGAGUCAAGACUUGUGACUACACCAGAGUUUUCUUUGACAAAGUAAAUGUGUGAAGGAUGGGUCUAUGUGGAGCCUGUGCUGCGAAGGUUGUGCAUAACUUUGACUCGUCCCUAGACCACCAACAUACUCUCUCCUGAGGCUGUUGAGAUGAGAUGUCUUCCCCCCCAAACUUUGCAUAUUUUCCUGGAUGUUUUGGAACUUUCUACUGAACAAAGCUCAGCUAUAUAAAGUAACAUCAUUUGCAAAUAUGUUUAAAAUGAGUUUUUCUAUUGCUAAGAUUUCUUUCUUUUUUCUUUUUGUGUAAAGAUAUUUGAAUAUUACAGAGUAGUUGUUUGGUGAUAAUUGUGAAGUACUAUCAAACUAAUGGCUUCCUUCUUAUUAGUCCGUUUCAGAACAAGUGAGACAAUAAUAACGGCCCUGCACUGUUGAACAGCCGAGAUCAUGAGGCUGCAAAUCUAAAGCCACGGACAAAUGGAUACUGUAGAUGUUAUUCCUAUUCCUCUCUAACACAAACACACACACUCACACACACACACAAUAACAUGCACUCGCUCAAGUUUGUAUUUCAACCCAUAUUAGGACUUUGUAUUGACUUCCAUUCAUUUAAGUAACUGCAUAUAAGCCUAACCCAGACAUUUUCCCAAACCAAAACCUAAUUCACAUCACACCUCUAACCCCUAACCCUAAACAACGGGUCCUCCAUAUUAGGACUGGGCUUUGGUCCCCAUGAGGCCCAUUAAUAUUCAAAAGGUUAGUAAAUAUGCCAGAAAUGGUCCUAAAUAUGAUAGCUAAACAAGUACACACACAUACACACAAUUCCAGGUAAUACAGCUGUAUUACCUAACAGUAGAAACUGCUCUGCAAAGUCUGCAGCUCCAGCUACAGUGUAAUUUACUUUCAACGCCACUUUCAACACACUAAAACAUUUGUUUUUUUUUUAAAAGGUUACUUAAUGCAACUGUUGCAGUAAAAAGUUCUCUCCAUCCAAACCACUGUUGUAUUUUUAAGUAUGAUAUCCCAAAGCUAGCUAAUGACAUGCUUUGGUAUUAAACCAAAUGUUACAGUCUCCUUCCUUCCUGGGUGAUGGGAGGGUGCAGCAUGAGAUGGAUAAACUAACCAAGAAUCUAUAAUGAUGCAUAAGAGCCUUAUUUAUUGGUCUAUCUGCUGUGAUCAGGUCAAGAUCUCAGACUAAAAUGACUGACAUACCCUCCGUUCUGGCUCUACCUUAGUAGAAACAGUAAGUUGGUGGUAAUGUCAGUAUAAUGAAGUAUAGUCUGUUUGAUAAUUGGUACGUAGCAUUCAAAAUAAAUACCUUAUAAAUAUACCUAUAUGGCCCAUCCCUACUAGCUUAUGUACCCUUGUAUGGCAAUAAUACAGUCCAUGAAUUCAUAAUAGCAACAACCAAAAAAUAAUCAUUUAGAAAAGUUUGUCCAAACCUGUAGUGAUACAUUUAAAGUAACAACAUGUUUGUUUGUUUGUUUCUGACUUCAACUAGAGGAUUUUUAAAAAUAGAAGUUAAGUCAAAUGUAUCACAGAUGUGAAAAAAUGUUGCAUAUUGAGGAAUUUUCAGACCCACUCAAUAUCGAUCCAGUAACAGGCUGCUAAACAGAGAAUAAAUGGGGAAACCACAACCUUUUCACCUUUUCACACCAGAAAUAAAAGCCCAAACAAGCCAUUUUCCACUUAAUAACUUUACCUGUUUUCUUUCUUUUAGUUUGACAUUUGAAGCGCUGAACUGGAGCUGUUGGGAAUAAAUGGUGGGACUGAGGCUGUUGCUUGUAAGGUUGAUUACAGCGACUGCUGUUUCUCCUGUAAAUGACAUCCAAGUACACCGUAUAGGUCAGAAUAUCCAACCAAUAACAGGGAAAUGAUGGCUUUAUGAGGCACUUACACAUUUUAUUGUGACUCCGUUCCAAUCCAGCUUUUCCAACCACAGAGUCGAACCUCUGAGGUUUAAAAAAGAUAAAAAGAAAAAAAAAAGGAUGAUGGGCUUAACUUACCCAGCAGCAUUUUAAAAAAUGCACUUUAAAUAAAAAUUGCCUGUAUGGUCACUUUACUCUCUGGCUUUCCCUAAACAAUAAACGCAUAAAUAUUCAUGCCCUCUCGCUCGGCUGGAUGCAGAGCAUGCCGGCCGGCUUCCUCACAAAUGUAAAUCUCAUCCCUGGAUGUGAACCCUUACAUGGACAGAGGGGAGCUGGUAGAACUGCUCUACUUGAAGUUAUCUUUCAGCUUUUCAGUGUCACCCGCAGGCUGUGAUUGUGCAGCAGGAAAAAGGGGAGGAGAGGCGGUGGGUAAUGCCACUAAAGCAGCGUGACAGAAGAGGGUUAAUACCAUCGAGCUGCGCUAAGAUUGCCCAGCCUCGAGUGGCUUUAGGGAUUGCAGGCAGUAUUAGCCAAGAAUAAUUAUUUUUGCUAUGUUGCUCCCUGUGUGAGCACGCUCUCCAUGUGCUGCGCGUUGCUUCGUAACACCCCCCAACUGUUUCCCGGAGCUUCUGCAGCCUGCAGUUUGCUGUAAAACUUUUCAAGUCCCACGUGGGCAGAGUUGAAACUCUGUUCAAACAGGAAUGUUCUUCAUACAUUUUGUAGAAGGUCCAGUGAAAGGGGUGGUAUUGCAUAUUUAACACUGUGACUGCAAAAUGAAAUAUCACCGGAAACGUCAAAGGUGGAAGCUUAGUUUAUGGUGGUAAACAGGGUUGGAAGAGUCCCCUUAGCGCUAAUGAAAAGUCAUGUAUGAUAACGCAUAUUUCUAUAAAUAUAUAUAUAUGAAAGGCCUCUAUUUUUGGCAUUUAUCACGUGGACAUAAGUGGCUUGACUAUAAUAAACUUGUAGGUUGGCUCUGACAUGCAUCCUGGCUGUGCUCAUCAAUAAAUCUGUGUUUGCAAGAUUUUAAUGUGAAGCUUCUCUUGCAGUUUGCUUUUCUUUUCUACGCUGCACUGAAAAACCGAACAAAAACAUCCUUUCACAAGUGGUUUGGAGUCGCCAAUCACUUUAUGGGGUGAAAUAAUAUUGUAUACUUUAGGAUAGCUGUUGCAUUAUUUGUUACAACCUCUAUGUAAUGUUAUUAUGGAAGAUGUAAUGUCCUUCUGUAAAUGUUUAAUGUUGUUUACCUGAAAUAAAAUUCUUCAAGGGUCUUAUGAA
Molecule: messenger RNA, 7987 nt
Organism: Poecilia latipinna (sailfin molly)
Lineage: Eukaryota; Metazoa; Chordata; Actinopteri; Cyprinodontiformes; Poeciliidae
Gene: cdk14
Product: cyclin dependent kinase 14
Exons: 14
Coding region: 226-1497 (423 amino acids)
Biological process (GO): protein phosphorylation
Cellular component (GO): nucleus; cytoplasm; cytosol
Molecular function (GO): cyclin-dependent protein serine/threonine kinase activity; ATP binding; cyclin binding
Source: RefSeq, a predicted model, not a curated record